This is a messenger RNA of Suillus paluster, 1200 nucleotides long. RefSeq names its product PALP-domain-containing protein. The coding region runs from base 1 to 1200 and encodes 399 amino acids. Gene Ontology annotation, cellular component: cytoplasm. The record is from RefSeq and is a predicted model, not a curated record. Gene Ontology annotation, molecular function: cysteine synthase activity. Lineage: Eukaryota; Fungi; Basidiomycota; Agaricomycetes; Boletales; Suillaceae. The transcript has 17 exons.
AUGAGUGUGCUACAUCGCAUUUUGCAACUCUGGGCCAUUUUGCAACUCUGGGCCAAAGAUAGUAUCACCUGCGGCAUUCUUAUAGGAUUUACCUUGUUUGAGCAGUUCGAGUUUCGGCCGAUUGAGCUGACAAGUGAUGAGGUUCUGCAUGGAGUCGCUGGACUUGAUGCUUUGGGAGUCGAGAUUCUUGGAAAAGCGGAGUUUGACCGAGUUGCCCUGCGUAGCAAGUUCUUUGCGCAGCAAUCGACCUGGAUCUCAUUGUUUUGUGACAUGAAAUCAUCGAGGAUGCAGAGCGGCAAGGUUUCAAAUAUCAUGCCGGACGAUGUGGCCCAGGAGAAGGUGAAUGCGCUGCAAGCCCUUGGAGCUGAUGUCCAGCGUAUUCGUCCCGCGAGCAUCGUCGAGAAAGAACAGUAUGUGAAUAUCGCUAGGCGAGCAGCCAUCAAAUUUGGAUGGUCAGAUAUAGUGAAAAGCUUGGACGACGCCCAUAUCAGCCACGAGCUUCAAACAGGUUCUCCAUUUGUGGUGGGGACAACUACUUCCUCGCAUAUCCACACAGAAGGCACCGUCGACGACCCGCUGGAUGAGGACCUGCUGAGCAAGCCGAGGGGCUUCUUUGCCGAUAAAUUUGAGAAUCGUAAUAAUUAUGAAGCCCAUCACGACGGGACUGGCCCAGAAAUCUGGCGCCAAACCAAUGGUCACGUCGAUGGGACCGGUGGAACGAUCGCAGGCACUGGGCGAUUUCUCAAAUCGAUGGAUGACGAGGUCCAGGUUGUCCUAGCGGACCCAGAAGGCAGUGGUCUCUAUAACAAGGUCAAGCACGGCGUAAUGCAUCAAGUUGACAUAGUAGUCGAAGGGGUAGGAAUCAACCGCAUGACGAACAAUAUCGACCUUGCACUCCCGAUUAUAGAUGACGCAUUCCGGAUAACUGACGUUGAAGCGGUCGCCAUGUUUCGAUACCUCGUUCAGAAUGAUGGCCUAUUUCUGGUCUCCAGCAGCGUCCGCAAAUUGAUGGCAUGCAUCAAAUUCGCAAAGAAAAAAGGCUGUCGGGAAGGUCAAAUACUUGUCACGAUCCUGUGCGACUCUGGUGAUAGACAUUACUCCAAGUUCUGGAACGAUGGUUACUUGCGUAAAGCUGAUAUCCCGGUCGACCGCAGUCUAAUCGAGGAUCUUAUCGCCCAACCUGGUUCUGGACCUCAAUGA